This is a messenger RNA of Macrosiphum euphorbiae (potato aphid), 2166 nucleotides long. NCBI's taxonomy places the organism in Eukaryota, Metazoa, Arthropoda, Insecta, Hemiptera, Aphididae. The record is from the annotation of a GenBank genome assembly.
AUGGAACAUAACAUGGAAUCGUCGAUGAGUAAAAAUUCCGUUCAAUAUCUGAUCCGCAAUCCAUUUUCUACGUUGACUUAUGAAGAGCAAAUAGCAAUAAAGCAACUAGGAAGACCUACUCCAGACCUAAAAGGUCUCGUUUCAAAAUCGAAAAAAGACAACAAGGAAUACACUCGUCAUUUUCAUAUGGAUACCUACAAAAAACACACGUGGUUGUGCGGGUGCGAAGUCGAACAAGCAUUGUUUUGUUUUCCGUGUUUAUGUUUUGGUAAUGAAACUUCGUGGACUGAUUGUGGUGUAAAACACUUGGGCCAUUUAUCGUCGAAAAUAAAAAAACACCAAAAUUCAUUUGAUCAUUUGCAAAAUGAAGUUAACCUUAAAGUACUCGGUAAUGGUACUGUAAGCGACGAAGCUGAUAAACUUUAUGAAAUAGAAAUACAACGCCACAACGAGCAAAUCGAAAAAAAUCGUUAUAUUCUAGAAAAAUAUCUCAAAUGUGUACAAUUUUGUGGGAAAUAUAACGUUUCACUGAAGGACCGCGGUGACAAUAAUGCAAUGACCUCCGACAACAACUACGAUGAAUUCCUAGGCGCUGUUGAACUAUGCAAAGGUUGUGACGUAAGUCUGCGGUGCUAUUUAGAAAAGUCGACUAGCAUAGAUUGGACUUCAAUGACCAUAUACGACGAUUUAUUGGACUGCAUAUUUCUUGUAGCCCGUCAGAAAAUCUUAUCAGAAAUGGAAAUGGUUCAAUUCAUUUCAAUAAUUGUCGACGGGACCACCCAUGUUUCAAACACAGUGCAUUUGGUUAUACUGUUCCGCUAUGAAUUAAAAGGUAACCCCGUCGAACGUUUUUGGGGGUUUUUGAAGGCUGCCAACGGACGCGAUGCAAGAUCAUUGUCGCAGGCAAUAAUGUCCGAAGUGAACUCGGUCUUAACAGACGCGCCGUACAAAAUAGUAGCUCAAUCGUACGGCGGUGCAGCGGUUAUGAGUAAAGUAAAUGUCGGAGUUAAGGAAAUGUACCCGUACGCGUACUAUAUGCAUUGCCACACGCACCAGUUGCACGUAGAAAUGACCCAGGCGAUUUCGGGGAACAAAGAAGUCCAAAUGUUCUUUUCGGAUUUGUCGGACAUGACUGAAUUUAUUUCAAACUCGCCGCAAAUGAUAGACGGAAUAACGGGCAACCGGUCAUCGCGGACCGGGUGCAAUUUCACCGCGAUGAGCGGCACUCUGAACACUGUUUACAAGUAUCGAAGUGAGAUAAUGCGCUGUAUGGACAUUAUAAUAGAUACAUCGCAACAGACGUCGACAAUUAAACAGGCGGGAUCGAUAAAACGUUUACUGAGCGAUUCGGUGUUCGUAGUGUGGUUGGCGGUCUUCUAUGAAAUAAUGCCAAACGUCUACAGUCUGCACGACAGAGUGUAUACCGCCGCAUUGGACGACUCUGCUGACGAACGUAUACCGAUUUUGGUUCAACAGUUCGAAAGACAAAUAUCUGACAUACGUAAUAAAGUUCCCGAUAUUAUUGAAGUUUCUUCGAACUUGCCGGACGUAAAUGUUAAAAGAAAACGUUCCGAGUAUUACAAUAAUUUUAAUAACCACGAAAAUGAAUCUCGAAAACAAUCAGCUAUUGACAUUUGUAAUACUUUAAUAGAUACAACUAAAGAUCGCUUAGAGUUCACUAAACACUUGACCGCAGUUAAGCUAUUUCAAGCUGAAAAAUACCCUGUGUAUACGAAAAAAUUUCCAAUUCAAUUACUUCUUUGUACGUUUAAUUGUUACCCAUUUUUCGAUAAAGAUAGACUGAAAACUGAACUAGAUGUCAUGUAUUUUAGAGAUGAUUUUCGUACUUUGUCCGGUAUUAUUCCAACACAUCAAUAUAUUUUAAAGAAUAAUAUGAUUGAUACUUUUAAAGAAGUGAUUUUGCUAUUAAGAGUAUUAAUAACAGUUCCUCCAAUGACCACUGGACAAGAAAACAGUUUUUCAACUUUAAAAAGGAUUAAGACUUGCCUAGGAAACACUACGGUUGAAGAAAAAUUAAAUGCUCUAACAAUGUUAAAUAUUGAAAACAAAAUGAUUUCAGAUGAUACUGAUUUUAAUAAAAAAGUAAUUGAAAUGUUUAGUGAAAGAAACAAUAGAUGUUUAGAUUUUAAAUAUAAAACUAAAUAG